This is a messenger RNA of Amoebophrya sp. A120, 4304 nucleotides long. The record is from the annotation of a GenBank genome assembly. Lineage: Eukaryota; Dinophyceae; Syndiniales; Amoebophryaceae.
CUGCGCGACAGCUCGGCUGAAGAGGAGCAGCGGUGGGCGCUCGAGCGUGAAUCGUUGCAGUGUGAAGCCGCUGAGCUCGCGCGCCAGCACGCGGAGACGGUUGCCUCCGCCGAACGGGAGAUCCGGCGGCACACGCUAGAGUUGUCGGAGAUGCAGAGGAGCGGCGAGCAAAAAGACGCUUUGCUUCGGGAGGCCGAGAGCGCAUUGUCGGAUCUGGCCGCACAGGUCCAAGCACUGGAGGAGGAGAAGGCUGCACGGCUGCUCACGCCACGACUUGGCGGCGCAAUAGAGUCUCGCCUGAAAAACGAAAGAGGUCCUACGUCGGCUGGAGCGGUGCGACCACAGACGAGUAACGCAACGCAGGACCCCGACCCUGAUGUAAUGUUGGACCCGGUCGUUUCUCGUGGUGCGGGAAAUAAUGUUGAAGACGGACGCGACGACGAGGACACUGAUUCUACUUGCACAAAAAAUUUUCAACUGUCCAAUACAGAAUCCGCGACCGCAGAGAGAGAGCCCGAACUCGAGACCGCAACUACCCGACAAGCAGGAGUGCGCGACCUUCAGCCAGUCCAGCUGCGCAGCAGAACUACGACAGGCGGUGUAGUCGUUGACGAAGAUGACAAGAAGCGGAUGCUGACGACGCCGUCGUCGACCACUGAGGGCUUGGCUCCUCAUAAGCAUCGUGAGGACCACGCAAAAAUGUCAGAACCAGUGCUCGUGCAAUCCUCGAGGACGGCAGCACCGCCAGCGAGCAGAGGUGCAGAUGUAGUCGACCAGAUGGAGCACCAGUUAAAGGCUGCACCGUUGGCAGAAGGGUUUCAGAAGUUGUUUUCCGGCGCCAAGUUCACCAGUGCUAGAGACAGCACAGCCCGUGAGGUAAGAGCUGAAGGAGAAGAUCAUGUUCAUGAUCCAGCAGACAGUGUCGUAGGUAGAAGAGCCGCAGUUGUGAAUGUUCUUUCUGAAGCAGGAGCAGAGGUAGAUGACGCCAGCGCCACGUCCUCUUGUUCCUCCUCUGCAUUAUUUGCAGAGGAAAAGAGUUGCCCGCCACCUCCUGAGCUGCAACCACGCGCGGCGGAGAGGGAUGCGCAAAUAAGCAGUUCGCUGAUCAUGAACGACAGUGCGAGCAGUAGUUGCACGGAACAACUGGAACAGCAGCUAGCGGCCCUGGAGGAACAAAUGAUGUGGUGUGCGUCGAAGUUGGCCUGCUCCUCUUCGUCGACUAGAAGUCCGUCGUCAGGUGCCGUCGUGUUGGCGCAGUCGCAGUCCUCGCAACAUCUCCCUAUCACGCAGCCCGAGCUGCUGCACCCCGAGGAGGAUAAUUGUGCCGAUGAAAUUGGACCGGCGGGCCAUCGGACAUCAAGGGCCACCUGCUUCUCCGCAACGUGCUCCACAGGCGGAAGCGAGCGCGAAGAUGAAACAGAUCGGGUUCUCCUCACCAUGUCGACGUCACAAAGCAGUGCCGCUGGUGUGGUCGGAUCCGCCUCCGCCAGACACUCUGCGUCGUCAUCUGAGCCAAGCAAGGGCGCUGAGUCCCAUGAAGGUGAAGAUCUGGCUGUGAGUAUCGACAGAUAUAAAAUUAUACCUGCCGGAGGUGCAGCUGCAGGAGCAGCUGCGGCCGACCCAGACGGUGAGGCGGGCGGAGUGAAGGUGCAGCGCGGUGGGGAAGUCGAAGUGGCACAGCUACCGCAUGACAGCAGAAUAACCGGAAUGCCCGACGAAGAACAAGGAAACGAACUGGCUGAGCUAAAAGAACGCGAAAGACCCACUGCAGAACAAGGACAAGGCGAAGACCUGCCUGGAGAAGUGGACAAUCGGUGUGCUCAGGACCACCUUCCUGAAAACGAGGCUGAGAAGAUCAAUAUCAUCCUCGAGCAGCAGACUGUCGAUGAUGAUCGGGUUGAGUUCGUGCGGUCCAUGCAUGCUUUGUCGUGUUCCAUGGAAGGGCUGACGAACGACCUAGCCGCGAUGAUGCAAGAGAAUGGUGGCAAGUCAACAACAUGUCCCCAAGAUCAAGAAGCACAACUACAAGAAGAAGAAAUACCAACUUCUACCGGGGAAACCGAAACAACUACGACAGCCGCAAGUGAUGUACUGCGUGCUGCCCGAUGUGAUGUUGGAGUUGGUGUCGCUCGACGACAAGAAGUACGAGAUCACUCGAACAAGCUGACCCCCGGCGUCGAUGAUGGUAGUGCAUUCCUGGUGUACCACGGUGAAAGUCAAAAUCUAAAUGCUCUGCAGCACUCAGUGACGUUGAAUGAGGCACCUGCACAGGAGGAGCCGUACUGGUACUCUUACGAGGACGAGGAGCAAUAUUUCUACUGGAACGACGCAAUAAACCACCAGCACGAGGACGUGGCCGGUUUUUACAAUGACUGCUCUACUGCACAAGCUUCCUCCAGCGACUCCUCUCGCGAUAAGUUGCACGCAUAUUAUCACAAAGAGGAGAGCUCCCAAAAUUACAACCCAGACUAUCACAAAGAAGAGUACAACGACUACGGAAGCUACUACCUCCAAGAGGAGUACGACUACGGUAGCUACUACCACCACUACAGAAGCACCGUGCCCCCUGACACUCGACACGCAAAGUACAACGCGGACGAUGGGUAUAGAAGCUUCUACGAGGAUGAUGAAAAUGCUCUUCAUACUGACGAAAAACAAGAUCAAGCACGGUUGGAAAACAAGUUGGGCGGGGCGGUCGUGGAUCCUUACACGAAUUCGAAUGAUAAAUUACUAUCGUCCACAACAGCUAUUACAACGGCCACCGAACAUAAACUCGCAAGUCUGUAUCUUCGGAACGCUAGUAGCACAACUACUGCGCAACACCAGUACGACCAGAUUAGCAAUAAGUCCAGCCAGAGCACCGGCGGACCUGGAAGCAAAGCUGUUUGCAGCUCCUCUUCUCAUUUGAUGGGAAGUCGAAAACAUCAAGUGAACCAAACAAGUGACGUCGUCGACAUAAGCAAAACUGUCGCUCCUGUUGACACCGCCUUCCACUCCGAGUCCGAGGCAAUUGCUUCGAUGCAGAAACCAUUGCCGACGUUGACCGGCGCCCAUAGUUGUGGCAUGGAGAAAAAGAAGAAUCAGAAACGGACGAACCAGAAAAUGAACAGCGAGAGGUCAGCCCAAUGGGAUCAUCUGUCAAGUGCCGUGGGAAGCAUGAUAUCCGGACUCUUUGGUACGACUCUAGCCGAGACUCCCUCACCGGUAGCCGCAUCCUUAGCAGCAUCGGCUCGGUGGGACGACGAGGAACAUGAGAGUGUCUAGUUGCUGCGUGUGCUGGUAGCGGGAACUACGAGCCAGCACCACCGUAACUGAAUGAAUCGACUGGAUACAUCAACCUAUUAGAAACUCUAUCAAAAAAUAAAAAAAUGCAAAUGUAACAAAGAAAGUAAACAAGAAGUCACCAGCAAACGUCAAGCAAGAGUGUAGCGAGCAUACCAAAAGAAAAAGUAGCAAGGAGGUGCACAGCACAGUAGGAAAGUUGUGCAUGUAUCGGAACUAUGCAAAAAGAUACACACGACUGGAGCAGUACUUUAUUUAUUAUGUGUGUCUGCAAGUAGGACUAGGAGAGCGACAGUCUAUUCAUUCUUCAUCUCCUUGACAUCCUAGAGCGCUAGCAUUACCUCACCAUCCAAAUAGAAUGUAUACAAAUGUAAAUCUUCUAUCGCUAUGACCCAAGAAGUGCGCAGCUUUUUACUUGUACAAACCACUGCAUUUAAUAGUUUUUGUACGAGCAGCGCCCCCGCAUGUACUCAGAUGUAGAUCCGGUCUAGACGAGCCUCGCUUCCGCUCCACAUUUUUCACGAAUCUAAGUACUCAAGGUCCUGUACGCAGUGCUGGUGGCGCUUUAGGGUGGAAGACAGAAAAAAUAUUUGAAGUAAAUUCCUAGAAGAGACAAAUUGCCCCCAAUUUGCGCACGUCAGGCUGAGGAGUGCGCGCGUCGUGGCUGUGAGCUGGAGGACGGAAUAGCACACAGCAGCCGAAGGAGGAUCCUGGCCCAGUGAUGCUGGCGAUGAUUCGCAGACUCAGAACAAGCGCAUGCGAGGCAGACCGUGCCACAUGGAUUUCCGUGAAAAGUAACCUUAAGACCAAAAAGAAUGUAUGAUACAGAUCAGCGCUCAGAAGCGUGCGGUGCUGCGAAAAACAGUGCCGAAGUAGUUGUAAGUAGAUCAACUAGAUGCAGAUGUUGCCACCAGCAGGAUUGAGAAUGACUGCCCACCCCCAGCAGUGUACAAGAAGAGGACAGCACCACUAGGAAUUUGUAUCUGCACGUAUUGGUGGAGCAGUCGCGGGUAGCCAUUGCC